Messenger RNA from Aureococcus anophagefferens, 1182 nucleotides. RefSeq lists its product as hypothetical. Gene Ontology annotation, molecular function: protein binding. The coding region runs from base 1 to 1182 and encodes 393 amino acids. The transcript has 2 exons. The record is from RefSeq and is a predicted model, not a curated record. NCBI's taxonomy places the organism in Eukaryota, Pelagophyceae, Pelagomonadales, Pelagomonadaceae.
AUGCCGCCGGCGCGCAAGUCGAAGGACAAGGAGUACGCGUCCGCGCGGCGCCGCCGGAGCGAGCAGGAGGCGGCGGCGCGGGCGCCGGCCGAGGACCGGGACGCGGCGCGCGAGGCCGCGGCGGCGCGGCGGUCCGCCGCGCUCGCGCUCGCCGCGGAGCGCUGCGGCGAGACCGUGCCCGGCCGCGAGACCGCGCCCAGCCGCGCGCUCGUCGCGCCGCAGAACGCCGUCGCGCGCGCGCCCAAGGCGAAGCCGAAGCGGUCGGACGCGGACGCCGCGAGGGACCGGGACGCCGCGCUCUUCGCGCUCGACGCCAAGGGGUCGACGGCGCUCCACCGCUUCGCGACGCGCGCGUCCGCGGCGGCCGACGUCGCGCGGCUUCUGGCGAUGGACGCGCGGAAGCUCGACGUCCACGCGGCGGCGGCGACGGACGCCGUGCCCUGCCUGCGCCUCCUGCUCGACGCCGGCGCCGACGCGACGGCGCGGAACGCCCAGGGCUUCGCGCCGCUGGCGCUCGCGGCGUCGCGGUCCGCGUCGCGCGCGGCCGUCGUCCUGGCGCUCGAGCUCGAGGCCCGGGGCCUCGUCGCGGCGGGCGCGCUCGACGCGCCCGGCGGCGGCUACGCGCCCCUGCACUGGGCCUGCGUCAACGACCUGCCGGACGCCGCGGCGACGCUCGCGGCGCGCGGCGCGGACGCGGGCGCGCGGUCGCACCCGGACGGCGAGACGCCGCUCAUCAAGGCCUGCCGCUACGGCCACGGCGCCUGCGCGCUCGCGCUCCUCGAGCACGCGCCGGGCCUCGACUUGGACGCCGCGGGCGCCGACGGCGCGACGGCGCUGGUCCACGCCGCGCGGUUCGGGUGUUGCGAAUCCGUCGACGCGCUCGUCGGCCGAGGCGCGGACGUCCGCGCGGCCGACGGCGACGGCCGCACGGCGCUGGGCUACGCGACGCGCGGGGGGCACCUGCGCUGCGCCCACGCCCUCGCCAUGGCCGGCGCGCUGCGCGCGCCGCCGCCGCCCGCGCCCGCGGCCGCCGUCGCGGACCACUGGAGCGGCGACCGCGCGGCGCCGGCCGGCGGCACCGUCGUCGACCGCUUCUUCUACAAGCUGUCCUUCCCCAUGGCGCGCCCCGACGCGGCCCCGCCGCCGGCGCCGCCGCGGCCGCCGCGCGCGGACCUCGAUUAA